UCGCGGCAGAGUUGCAUCAUCAUUGCAAAGUUGAAGGAGCCCUAAAAAGCAAAGCACUCCGCUCCAUGUCAUUCAAACCCGACGUGGUCUAUUAAAAGUAUCGCCUUGCUGGUGACUGAACUUCUACUAUUUAUGAAGCCCCGGGCUAGCCAUUGCCGAGAACACAGUGACCGGGAAAAGAAUUGAAGAAUAAUAACGCGAGAAGAACCGGUGCGUAAAACCAGAGGAAUAAUGGGCCUCUCACAAACGCUACUCUUUUACGUGCUGGUGUGCGUUCACCUUGGAGUUUCCCAGCAUUACCUUCGCCUCCGUCCAUCGCCCAGUGAUCACCUCCCUGUGCCCGACCUUAAGGAGGACCCCGACCCGGAGUAUGACCCCCGGGAGCAGGACUUGACCGAGAGGACUCUGAGGAAAAAGCUCGGCAGUAACUUUGACCCUAACUUCAUGUCCAUCACCUCUCCCAUCAUAUUGAACUUCUCCGAGCCGGACAACCAGGUAAAGCUGCAGGGGCCCAUGCCUAACGAGAUUAAAAAGCUGGACCUCACAGAGACCCCCUAUGGAGGUCGGAUAAAAGUGGGAAAGAAAGCCCGCAGGAAAUUUCUGCAGUGGCUGUGGACCUAUACGCACUGCCCAGUGGUGCACACCUGGAAGGAUUUGGGCGUGAGGUUCUGGCCACGUUACAUCAAGGAGGGAAACUGUUUCUCUGAGCGCUCUUGCUCCUUCCCUGAGGGGAUGUCUUGCAAACCCGCCAAGUCAAUCAACAAGAUUUUCCUCCGGUGGUAUUGUCAAGGGUUUCUAAGACAGAAAUACUGUACGUGGAUACAGGUGCAAUACCCAAUCAUCUCAGAGUGCAAGUGUUCGUGCUGAUUUUCUCUAAGGAAGUCGAGGGGGGAGUGGACUGGAAAUACGGUUUCUAUUGCACUGUUAACUCUCUACAGAGGUGGGCACCAUAGAAAAUCUAUUUUUUUAUAUAGCAUUUUAAGUGAAAUACCAACAUUGUACAUAUUUAAGAAAAAUGCAGCUAUUUUUUUCUAAUUGAACCAGGACCAUAUUUUAUUCUCAACCCUGAAACGUGUUUUGGGGGGAACACGAGCACUUCAUAAGGAAGAGCUUUUUUUUUGAUAUUUUUAUGAGACAUUGAAGAUGCAUAUGCUACACUUCUCCAAGAGGUGAACUUUUUCUUCAACUGAACAUUGAUGCGGACUGUUAUUUCACUGCAAUGCUGCCUAGAGUUUUUGUAUAAUAUUAAUAUCAAUAAUAAUUAAAUUGUAAAAAAAAAAAAGUUGAGGUUAAAGAUAUAUAUAUAAAGGCGUGAACUCAGCUUUUUUUGGAAUACAUAGUAUUGUAGAAAUAAACAAAUCUGUACGUUUUAUUUAUUAUUUUAACGAUUGUGAGUAUAGAGCAUAAGGAAAGAGAAUAGCAGAGUAUACCAGAAAAAAAUA
Perca flavescens (yellow perch) is the source of this 1442-nucleotide messenger RNA. It is a transcript of the gene nog2, whose product is annotated as noggin 2. The record is from RefSeq and is a predicted model, not a curated record. Bases 232 to 867 code for a protein of 211 amino acids. The transcript has a single exon. NCBI's taxonomy places the organism in Eukaryota, Metazoa, Chordata, Actinopteri, Perciformes, Percidae. Gene Ontology annotation, biological process: dorsal/ventral pattern formation; negative regulation of cell differentiation; negative regulation of BMP signaling pathway.